Plutella xylostella (diamondback moth) is the source of this 2773-nucleotide messenger RNA. RefSeq names its product Noki protein (gene Noki). NCBI's taxonomy places the organism in Eukaryota, Metazoa, Arthropoda, Insecta, Lepidoptera, Plutellidae. The record is from RefSeq and is a predicted model, not a curated record. Gene Ontology annotation, molecular function: protein binding.
GCGGGCGCGGGGGAGGGGGGCGCCGGGCGCAUGCGUCGCUCCUCGCCUCCCGCCGCCGGCCGACAUCCCUCUCAGUAGAGUCGCGGACAUCGGGAGUGCUGGACGUGUCGUCAUGUGCCGCGCUCCAACUUUCGCGAGCAGUGACGUGAUACGAUACUAUCGUAGCAAUACUGUGGAAGUUACCGGCUGACGUUUAUGGGAUUGUGGUGCUUGUGAAAAGUUCACGGUGAAAGUUAUGAGAGUAAAACGAUAGAGGACGUUCUAAUAAGCGGUGACAUUAGUGAAAUUGACAUGAAAAUGAGGUGUUUACUGGUGAUAAUGAGUGUAGUGGUGUGGAACACGACGUCGGCGGGCAUCGCGCCCCCGGGCUCGUGCCCCGCGGUGUGCGCGUGCAAGUGGAAGGGCGGCAAGCAGACGGUGGAGUGCGUGGAGCGCGCGCUCAUCACCGUGCCCGAGCUGGUGGACCCGGCCACGCAGGUGCUGGACCUGUCCGGCAACAACCUGCAGAUCCUGCCGCAGGAGGCCUUCGCGCGCACCGGCCUCGUCAACCUGCAGCGCGUCUACCUCCGCAGCUGCAACAUCGGACAGAUCAAUGAGCGCGCCUUCAAAGGACUCACUAACUUGGUGGAACUGGAUCUCUCCAACAAUUUGCUCACACAAAUACCUGCUCAUAGCUUCAAGGAUGCCCCCUUUCUGAGAGAUUUGUCAUUGGCUCACAAUCCGGUCCUCAAAGUACACCCGGACGCAUUGAGCAAUCUAGGCAGCGUUGUAAAACUUGACCUAUCGAGCUGCGACAUAAGAGAUAUUGCGCCCGAAGCUUUUAGAAAUAUGCGAUCUCUGGAAUCGUUAAAGCUCAAUGGAAACAAUCUCAGAGAUUUGCCGAUAAGCUCGCUCGAAAAAGUUGAGAAGUUACGGGCUAUCGAUCUGUCCGAUAAUCCUUGGACUUGUGAUUGUCGUCUACGCGAGAUGAAGAUGUGGCUGGCGAAGCGCAAGCUGCUGGCGACGCCGAGCUGCUCGGCGCCGGGGCGGCUGGCGGGCCGGCCCUUCUCCGAGCUGGCCAUCGAGGAGUUCGCGUGCAAGCCGGAGAUCCUGCCCGUGAGCCGCCACGUGGAGGCCGCCGUGGGGGAGAACGCCACCAUCACCUGCCGCACCGAGGCCGUGCCGAGCGCUAAUAUUAAUUGGUACUUCAAUGGACGUUUAUUGAUGAAUGGAAGCAAUCUCAACUCUCAUCAAAAGAUUUUCAUAUUUGAGUCGGGAGAAAACAAGAAAAAAUCUUCAUUGGUCCUAACGAAUACCCAACAGUCCGACUCGGCGGAGUUCUAUUGUGUGGCAGAAAAUAAAGGAGGGAAUUCUGAAGCGAAUUUUACGUUGCACGUUACUAUGUUGGCUGCGGGAAUGGCGUCUUUAGGGAGCGCGCAAAUAGCCAGUCUAGGAGCCGCCUUAUUCUUAGUGGCAGUCAUUGUUUCGUUGGCUGUCCUUAUUAUGUUUGUACGCUUUAGAAAUGCACCCAUCUGUGAGAGCAAAACACCGAGCACUCUAGACCGAGUCGUGUCUGGGAACGAAGUACACCCGGCCUCAGUUGACAAGCCAUGCGUGGCGGCCCUGGGAAGCAGGGACGAGCUCCCGGGGGUCAGCGACCCCAAGUGUAACCCUGUACAGAAACCGCCAAGAAUUGGCGACAUUCCUUACACGACCAACCAUUACGAGGGUCGAGGGAGUGUAGUGACUGCCGGUGGGCCGUUAAUGGUAUCACCUACUAUGUCAGUGGCAAACGAUCCAGAUCUCAUCAACGACACGCGGCCAGAGAGCGCCGGGCGGCCGGGAAGUGGGGAGUACGCUCGAGAGGCAUCCGACUCGUUAUACCCAUCAGGUUUAUGGGACCAAAUGAAGAGAGAUCAGGCGACGAGCUUAGCCCGAGCUGUGAGUUCAGCGCUGCCCGCGUACUACACGGACCGGACGCCGAUCAUGGAGAGCUCGAGCGUGGAGGGGUCGCAGGAGGAGCUGGGCUACAUGAGCCGCACGUUCCCGCGAGCGCACGCGGCGGCGGCGGCGGGCGGCGGCGCGGGCUCGGGGGACGCGCCCUACCCCGCGGACUACGGGCUGCCGGUGGGCGGCGCCCGCACGCUGCGAGUGUGGCAGCGCGCGCCGCCCGUGCUGCCGCCGGUCUCCGCGCUCAAGCGGGUGCUCGCCACCAGCCGGCACUCGCCCGACGAGGGCUACCAGGAGGGCUGUGCCACUGACGUAUAAACUCCCCCUGUAUAUAGGUGAUUGUAUGAAAAGAACUCAUGGAAUUGUAACAUGCCAAUGUUAAGCAUAGAUUAAUUUAAAUGUUAGAAGUUUUUGUACAUAUAUAAUUUAUUUAUAGACUGAUACAGGAAAGAGAUAUAUUGGACCCUCUUUCGAGGGGUCCGUGACUGAUUAGUUGAAGGAUGGUUGUGUACAUAUAGGAGUAAGUAUGUGAUACGGAGUGGAGUCGUGUAUGUUCGCCAAAUAAAUAAUUAAAGAUUAAGAUGAUCUUCUUCGAUGUUGAAAAUGAUAGGUACCUUCAAAUGUUAAUAAAUACUUAAUUAUAUGUGUGAGAGUUAAGCAUAUCAAAUGCAUUUAACUUGCCUAAUAUCCAAAGAUGUUGGUUUCGCUCCGUGAUGAGUUGUAUUAAUAUGUUUCACGUUAUAGUAUUGUACCUAUAAAUUACUAUGUAUUGUGUUGUCAAAGUGGAACUAACAUUGUACCUAAGAUGAAAAAGAGUAUAAGAAUAAACAGUUUACAUGGCGAA